Lactuca saligna is the source of this 822-nucleotide messenger RNA. NCBI's taxonomy places the organism in Eukaryota, Viridiplantae, Streptophyta, Magnoliopsida, Asterales, Asteraceae. The record is from the annotation of a GenBank genome assembly.
AUGCUCAAGAAGGUGGAUCCAACGAAUAAUGUUUUGGUGUCAUAUUUGCAAUCCAUUGACACAACAGUUGUUACAGGGGUGUUACAUGAAGACGAAGAGAGGAAAAAUUCUAAGAAAUCGAAGAAGACAGCUGGUGGGUCUUUGGAAAAAGUGGCGAAGGCAGAAAAGAAGAAGAAAAUUCCGGUGGUCGAAGAGGUAUCUCAAAUUUUAACCUCAAUGGUUGAUACACCAAGAAUCGAAGCGUCUCCAUCGACAGCAAUGAUUCCUUCGAAGACGGGUGUUUCUCGACGGAUCAAAAUAAAACGAAAGUCUCAGAUGGUGAAGAAAACGCAAGUAUCUCAUCAAGGGGUCACAGUUUGGGAAAUUCCAGCUCCGGUGUCUCCAUUAUCUAAAAAACGAAGGGCUGAAGAUUUAGAAUUUUUUUUGAAGAAGAGUCAAAGACUUGAAGAAGUUGAGCAAGUUCCUGAGACACCAGAGAUUACACUUCAAGAAGAAGCGAAGACCAGUUCACCUGUUGUUUCGAAGUCUCUUGAAAGAAGUUCACUACCCCAGGUUACAUCCACAACUGAUUCUCCUACAUUUCAACUUAUUAUGGAUCAACCAUUCACCACCAUAUUCUCAACUCAAUCAACUGAUCCACCCCAUCCAUCCUCACCUACUGAUGAAACCAUGGCUGCUGAUGCUGAAACCGAUAACGAAGGCUUUGGAGGAACAUUCGAAGCUCUUCAUUUUGAUCAAGCUGAAGAAGAUUUCCCUGACCACAUGCUGAUGACUAUGAAGCAGUUUAAGAUUUUGAAUUCUAAAUUGAAUUCUAUCUUGUAA